Molecule: messenger RNA, 8405 nt
Organism: Camelus dromedarius (Arabian camel)
Lineage: Eukaryota; Metazoa; Chordata; Mammalia; Artiodactyla; Camelidae
Gene: FIGN
Product: fidgetin, microtubule severing factor
Exons: 3
Coding region: 1457-3703 (748 amino acids)
Molecular function (GO): ATP binding; microtubule severing ATPase activity; ATP hydrolysis activity
Source: RefSeq, a predicted model, not a curated record
CCUGCCCAUGAAUCUCUGGCGCGUCUCUAGCUCGCUCGCCGCUCGCCUCCCGCCUCCCUUUCUCCCCCUCCAGCUCCGCGGGCUCCGUGCGCCUCUCCCUCUCCCUUUCGGUCCUCCCGCUGCCCGUCUCUCUCCACAGCCCGCCUCUCGCCACUGCCUCCCGUCUUCUCUCCCUCACGGCAGCCUCGGUCUCUUUCUCCCUCUCUCCUUUGAAAACUGAUCUUUGGCUCUUAGUGUGAAAGUGAUUUGAAUUUGGCUCGGCGGCGCUCUGCGCCUGCGCCCAGCCUCUGGCAUGCUGGCUCCUUCCAAGCAGCUGUUUUGGGUUUGAAAUUCCAACAUGGCAGAGGCUGCAGUCCGUCUUCCCUUCAAAAACUUGGAAUGAUUUCAAAUCAUAGGCACCUUCACUUAACCCUAGCUUCCAUUCAUCAGCAAACACAUCGGAUCGAUGCUACGCUAACCUAUCGGGUUUUCGCUCCGCGCGUUCAGGUUAAAUGAAUACCUGACGAAAGGGCCCACGUUUCAAGGCAGUGACAUUUGAUAGCUGAGAGGAAAAGUGGCUUUAAUGAAAAGCAACCUUUGGAAUUCCUGCUUGUGAGAAAUCCAAUUCAGCUUUUUGUGCUGCCAGCAAGAAAUGAUCAGUAGCACCAGUGUUUAUGAGUCUCAACAACAGAACUGAGAGGCAGAAAGGAGCCAGUUGUAAUUCAUACCGAGUUGUAGGCUUUGUGCGAUGAAAGCGAUGGAGCGCUGCCUGGGAGAUUGCUUUGCUGCACUCCACGAAGCAGAUUUGAAACUGUCGUGGACCACUUUAGAUGAGAGUUGGAUUAUGGAAUGACCUGCUAUGUCUGUGUCAUAUUGUUCUGUGCAGGGAGCAUUAUACUGUGCUAACUAGGUGUUCAGUACCAAAUAAGAGAGGUAUCCUAGAUGUGAUCUGUCAGCUGUGUCUCAUUUUUAUAUUGGUUAAAAUAUAAAACAGAAACAGUGAUGUGAAGAGACAGACCAGCUAGAUUUUACACAUAUUAAUACUAUCAUGUGCUGGAUAUUUUAAAUGUGUGCAUAUUCUACUGUAAGAACCUGUGAUUGAAUUCUAAUUUGACAGGAAUGUGUGUGUACAUAUAUAUGUGUUUCUAUGUGUGUGUAGCAAGUAACUUUACAGGCUUAGCAGAGAUAAAUUUGCUUCUUACUUAAAAAUGGGAGGAAAAAAAAGUAGGUCUUCUACAGUUUUCAUUUAAAUUCAGUUUACUUUUUAUACAGGGCUGAAAUUCAGUCCCUUUUAAAGUGUGUGCAUCGUAGAGACCGUAAUAGGUAUUAUAAGCUGUAGAAAUCCUUUAUAUUGUUGACAUCAUUGGUGGAAAAUAAUAGGUAACAAAAGAAAUUGUGGGGAAAAAGCUUUAACAGUUCUGAUGAGUAUCUAAGUAAAUUAACUUUCCCCUCUCCCCCCAAAUCCUUAGGCUUGAAGAUGCAGUGGACGCCGGAGCAUGCCCAGUGGCCAGAACAGCACUUUGACAUCACCUCCACCACUCGGUCUCCUGCCCACAAAGUUGAAGCCUACAGAGGUCAUUUGCAGCGCACCUACCAGUAUGCCUGGGCAAAUGAUGACAUAUCUGCUCUGACUGCAUCCAACCUACUAAAAAAAUAUGCAGAGAAGUAUUCUGGCAUUUUGGAAGGCCCUGUGGACCGACCUGUACUCAGCAACUACUCAGAUGCACCAUCAGGACUGGUGAACGGUCGGAAAAACGAAGGCGAACCCUGGCAGCCUUCCUUAAAUUCAGAUGCUGUUUAUCCCAUGAACUGUGUUCCAGAUGUUAUCACUGCCAGCAAAGCUGGAGUCAGUUCAGCCCUCCCUCCAGCAGAUGUCUCUGCAAGUAUAGGGAGCUCUCCUGGGGUGGCCAGCAACCUGACAGAACCUAGUUAUUCGAGUAGUACCUGUGGAAGCCACACUGUACCUAGUCUUCAUACAGGGCUCCCAUCUCAGGAAUAUGCCCCGGGAUACAACGGCUCAUAUCUGCAUUCUGCUUACAGUAGCCAGCCAGCACCUGCACUUCCUUCCCCACAUCCGUCUCCUUUGCAUAGCUCUGGGCUCCUACAGCCACCACCACCACCUCCUCCGCCACCAGCCCUGGUCCCAGGCUACAAUGGGACUUCUAACCUCUCCAGUUACAGCUACCCCUCUGCUAGCUAUCCUCCUCAGACUGCUGUGGGAUCUGGGUACAGCCCUGGGGGUGCUCCCCCUCCUCCUUCAGCAUACCUGCCUUCAGGAAUUCCUGCUCCCACCCCCCUGCCCCCCACCACUGUUCCUGGCUACACCUACCAGGGUCACGGUUUGACGCCUAUCGCACCCUCGGCUCUGACAAACAGUUCGGCUAGUUCUCUCAAAAGGAAAGCUUUCUAUAUGGCAGGGCAAGGAGACAUGGACUCCAGUUAUGGAAAUUACAGCUAUGGCCAACAGAGAUCUACACAGAGUCCUAUGUACAGAAUGCCCGACAACAGCAUUUCAAACUCAAAUCGGGGGAAUGGCUUUGACAGAAGUGCUGAAACAUCAUCCUUAGCAUUUAAGCCAACGAAGCAGCUAAUGUCCUCUGAACAGCAAAGGAAAUUCAGCAGUCAGUCCAGUAGGGCUCUGACCCCUCCUUCCUAUAGUACUGCUAAAAAUUCAUUGGGAUCAAGAUCCAGUGAAUCCUUUGGGAAGUACACGUCGCCAGUAAUGAGUGAGCAUGGGGACGAGCACAGGCAGCUCCUCUCUCACCCAAUGCAAGGUCCUGGACUCCGUGCAGCUACCUCAUCCAACCACUCUGUGGACGAGCAACUGAAGAAUACUGACACGCACCUCAUUGACCUGGUAACCAAUGAGAUUAUCACCCAAGGACCGCCAGUGGACUGGAAUGACAUUGCUGGUCUUGACCUGGUAAAGGCUGUCAUUAAAGAGGAGGUUUUAUGGCCAGUGUUGAGGUCAGAUGCAUUCAGUGGGCUGACUGCCUUACCUCGGAGCAUCCUUUUCUUUGGACCUCGGGGAACAGGCAAAACAUUAUUGGGCAGAUGCAUAGCUAGUCAGCUGGGGGCCACAUUUUUCAAAAUCGCUGGUUCUGGACUUGUCGCCAAGUGGUUAGGAGAAGCAGAGAAAAUUAUCCAUGCCUCUUUCCUUGUGGCCAGAUGUCGCCAGCCCUCAGUGAUUUUUGUUAGUGACAUUGACAUGCUUCUCUCCUCUCAAGUGAGUGAGGAACACAGUCCAGUCAGUCGGAUGAGAACCGAAUUUCUGAUGCAGCUGGACACUGUACUAACUUCAGCUGAGGACCAAAUCGUAGUAAUUUGUGCCACCAGUAAACCAGAAGAAAUAGAUGAAUCUCUUCGGAGGUACUUCAUGAAACGACUUUUAAUCCCACUUCCUGACAGCACAGCGAGGCACCAGAUCAUAGUACAACUGCUCUCACAGCACAAUUACUGUCUCAAUGACAAGGAGUUUGCACUGCUUGUCCAGCGCACAGAAGGCUUUUCUGGACUAGAUGUGGCUCAUUUGUGUCAGGAAGCAGCAGUGGGCCCCCUCCAUGCCAUGCCAGCCACAGACCUUUCAGCCAUUAUGCCCAGCCAGUUGAGGCCCAUUACAUAUCAAGACUUUGAAAAUGCUUUCUGCAAGAUUCAGCCUAGCAUAUCUCAAAAAGAGCUUGAUAUGUAUGUUGAAUGGAACAAAAUGUUUGGUUGCAGUCAGUGAUAACUUCAUUAAAAAAAAAGUCAUGAAUGUUGGCACACACACAUAAAACCUGCUACAUAGGGUAUAGAGCCCCUUUCCAGUAGUGUUUAAAUCGCAAAGGGUACUGGGGAAGAAGACGAUUAAGUUGCAUCUUUAGCGUCAGGGUAGAUUUGGAGGAGAAAAUGCAUCCAACGAGAGCUUCUGAUUUGAAAGCCCCAGAUGACAGAAAGCAUCUGCUGAUGUUCAUUCGGUUCAAGCUAGACAACACUCACCAAGGAGCAAGGUGCAAGUGUGUUGAUUUCAGAAGGACAUGAACCUCGUGUGUUGAUUCCAUUCUGCUGUUCUCGAGAUUUAGUUGCUGUCAAGUGCCUGGAGUGGUGCUUUCUUUUUUGUUUGCCUCACAAUUACAUUGGUGGCAUGUGCUAAUAUAAAGAGCUUUAACUUCAAACAUUAUUGGACUAAAGAGAUGAACAGUUGUGUUACGACAGAAAACCAGAUUUUUGCCAUUUUAAGAGCAACAGUAUUCCUCAAUCCUGUCUGUUCUGCAGUAUUAAGCUAAGAACAGGUAAAACAGGGUAACGGUAAUCUGGACCUUAAUUUCUGCAGUUCAUUUCUUUUAAUGUUCUUGUCUGCAAAAACUCAGGAAAGUGAUUGUGAUUUGUACAGUACCUCAAAGGAAUGUGUUGAAAGCACUAUGUACUGCUGAGAGUAAUGGGAUAGGCUUCAAUGUUACUUUAUAUUAAAAUGUAUGUUUACCUCAACGAUUGGAAAAUAGCAAGGAAAAUUACUUUGAAUGUAUCUGGAAAAAUACUGAUGUGUGAUACAACUGAAUAUUUACGAUUUAAAGUAGAAACGGAAGGAUUUUUUUUUUAAGGUUCUUUCACUAAUUAUGGGGAAUUAACCAGAGCAGAAUAAUUCUUUAUGUCAAUAACUGCAAGAGUUCUUCGUACAUUGCUCCUUGAAAAUGAAGUGUAAAUGUUCUUAAAAGGUACACUGGUUAAUGGAAAGCUACUUAUUCAGUUUGUGUUAGUGUCUAGAACAGUCAGCCACAAGACCUGUUUAGGAACCUGAAAGUCAGUACCUAAAAACUAGGACUGCCUUUUCCUGCAGACAUGGUAAUGGUGGUGGUGGUGGUUUGCAAGUUCUCUCGGAAAACUGCUGGGAAUGGUGUCAUUCUUUUCACUAUAAUCUAGCUUAUAGGCUUGCCGUGCUGUUUGACAGAAUGCAGAAGAUAGCAACCAAAACAAACAAGCAAACAAAUAAUUACAAAAACAACCAACCAACUUAUAUAUAUAUCCGCAAAGAACAUCUACAUCCCCCCCCCCUUCUUUUUGACUCUUCUCUUGUCAGUGCAAUUCUGCUUCUCAUUUUGAAAUCUUCUGGGCUGUAGUGCUCCCACAUUCAUUUCUACCUCAGUUUUGUUACAUUUCUCUUGGAUAGUCAAGUAGAAAAUUAGAAGUGGACACCACACACACACACACACACAAUAUAGCAUGCCAAACAUGUUACUUUGUUUUCUUCCAUCUUUUCCCAUAAAUCUAGUUUCCAAAAAACAUCAGUCUCAUGCUUACUUCUACCCAAGUCCACCCCCAUCCCAACAGUAUAUGUGGCAUUUUUCUUAAUUUCCCAUUCCUCUCCUGCUCCCCACCAAGUUGUUCUUUGUAUCCUUUAAUGCUUUAUGUGCAACUUUUCAUUGCUAGCUGACUGAUGUUUGGCAAGGCCUCUGAACAGACACAGUGUAGGCUGUAGCUUUCCAAAGCCUCUGCCCGUGCAUAAGCAGAACAGCCUGGCUUUUUGAAUGUAUUUUUCCUGUUUUUUUUUUUCCCUCUUCCUUUUUUUUAGUUGAGAGAUGCAGUAACAGAACUGUUGCAAAGCACUGGCAUUUUAUGUAUUCAAAAAGUGAUGUACAUUUUUAAAAAUUUUAAAUAAAUGCAAUGAGAAGCCCCAAGAAAGGUCUUUCUGUUUUGUUUUCCUUCAAAAAUUUUUACUGAUUUCAUCCACAAUGUCAAAUUCUCUGAGACACUUAACAUAGAGAAAGCAUUGAAGGACUUCAUGAUAUUUCUGAAAUUUUAUGAUGCUUGAUCUAUACUCCCCUUUUUUCUUAUUUUUCUUGUUGCUAAAAACUGAGCAAAUGAAUCAGAAUUUAAUUUACUAUGAUUUUCUAUCAAUUAAGACUGUUCCUACAUAUAGAUAUUCCAUAUUAAAAAGCAGUGCCUUUCAUUAAGGAUACAAAAAAUAAUAUUUAAGUAUGUCCUCUGCUUUCCACAAGUGAAUCAGCACUACAGCUGUGUUCUGGCUCUACCCUGUACACGUCCCUUACUAUAAGGAAAUUCUAAUAUCCCCAUUAACUUGUAGGUUCAUAUUGAUCUCACUGACAAGUUUGCUUUUGCACAGUGCUGACCUAUUUUCCAUCCUUUAGACAUCACAUUUUCACUUCCACCAACUUGCUGUGUUCACUUAAAAGCAACUGGCAAGUUUUGACAAACCCAAUCUUAUUUAGACAACUUUGGCGAAUCCAGUAUUUACCCACAUUUUUGUGGCUAGUAAGAGUUAAUGCCAAAUAUAUGACUGCACUAUUGUGUUUUACACUCAUUUAUAAAACUGAAAAUAAAGUCAUGCAUUAUUGCUUUUAGCUUUAUAUGACUUAAAAAUUACUUUGAGGUAUGAGUGGUCAAAAAUCCGUGUAUUUAGGCAGAAGCUGAAGUGUGUGAAUUUCAUUUAGCCUCACGAAUUCUAGGGUUUGAUUUCUUAGGAAAUCGGGCAUGCUGAAGAAAUGAAGAUCUGUUGGGGGAGAUAAGGCUGACCUUGGAGUAGGUAGUGCUCUCCUGUGAGUCUUUGAUUCUGCAUGGCAGCAUUAGGAGCUCUUCUAUGGAGCAGCCUAAUAAUGAGGUCUUUUCUGACCAUCCUUUCUGGAGCUUGGGGUGGGAGUGGGGUACCACAUCCUGAGAAGUGAAUGUGUACAAUCAGUGAUAGUACAACUGAGUAAUCAGGGCUCAUACUCUCGGCCUCUUUUUGACUGCUAAGAAUUUGAAGAAGGCUACUAAUGAAGGUAAGGUAAUGAGCCAGUCCAAAUCCCUUGCCGUCUGGCCAGGGGAUUUAAGCCAGUCCACUUAACAGCCUCUAUUCCCUUCUUCACAACUGCAAUCACAUUUCCAACAGGGACAAAAAGGAACUGAAGGAAACUACUUCAGUAGAAGGAUCAAUAGAAAUUCAAGAGGUAGUUCAUAAUGACCUUAUGUGUGACACGAAUGGAAAUACUCUACACUUCUGGCAUGCUUCUCACCAAAAUAUUUAGAACAUUAGUGACAAUAUAGAAAACUUUGCUGACUGAGCUGAUCAAUGGAAUGUGAAGGCAGUAUACUUUAAGGCUAUUUACUUUCACACAGAAUGUUUAUCUAUUAGUCAGUUUAUAUUCUACUCAAAUGCAGAUAGACGGGUAUAAUGUUUUCUUGUGCAUUUGAAACCUAUCAAGGAGAAAAUAAACCAUUCCACUAAAAUACAGAGGCGAAACACCAUCUGGGCAAGUGAUAAAAGCUAUCCAGAGGCUAUGCUAUGUAAAAUAGCAAGGUCAAAUUACAUCGGUUGCAUAGUACUUGGCUAUGCAAUUUUCAAAAGAAUACAUCCAAAAAAGUCCAAAUUAAUUCCCACAAUAGGUCUUUGUAAAUUUAAAUAUAUUUGUGGGUUGGAAAAUAUGUUUUAGAGGCAUUUAGAAUUUCUCUGAAAAUGUGUCCAACUCCAAGCAGAAAGAUACUUCUAUAAUCCCAUUUUCAUGUUUUUUAGCAAGAAUUGGGUAUCAUGAUCAUUGAAACUAUUUUGCAAAGUGAAAGGGACACGGUUUGUUGAAUUAUUGAGGCCACUAAAGUAAAGUUCUAAUAUAUAUAUAUAUAAAAUUAGUGUGUAUGAUGUGUCUGUGUGUGUGCUGUUUUCACCACCAACUAUUUGAACUUUAAAACUGUCAAUUUUACAUUAUUCAGAAGCAACUGGUUGCUUCCUCUUCAUAUAUGCAGAGAUAUAUAUACAUGACCACUUAACAAUUCAAAGUGUUUUAAUAUGUUUUUUCUUUUGAAAAGUAAAGCCUCCAGUUGUUGAAUCACCUGCUGAUUUUCAUAUGAAGCACAUUAGCAAACAUGGAGCUAUUAGUAUUUCAGAAUUCAAAACCGGCUGUACUUGUGACUAACCCACACAUGCACUGAAGCUCACACUCUGCUAAGACCUCUGGUUGACAUUCGAUUUUGAACCUGCCAGAUGCAUUUGUGUGAACCAGGGAUACUGCAUCUUUAAUGAACAAGUCUCUCCUCUUUCCCCUGUUUUUAAAUACAACACAAGCAGUGUAGCACUAGGCACUGCAAUUGUCAAAGACAAUUAGACUGAAAGCAGGAAAAUUUCACCUCCCUGUCUCAGUGAUAUGUAGAAUGUCGGCAGCAUGGGUCAGCCUUGCCACAGAGUUGUGUGAGAAUAUAUGAAUCAAUCCUAUAGAAUGUUAAAUAUUUAUAAAAUGGUUCUGUUGUACACCAAGGUUGGGAGCACAUUCAUUCUUUCUUGUUGUCUUACAAUACAAAAAAGGCUAAAGUUUAUUUCCAGGCUUAAAACUCAUUCAUUCUUUCUCUCUUUCUCUCUCUCUCUCUCUCUCUCAUGUGUGUGGCUGUGUGUGUGUGUGUCUGUGCGUGUGUUUCCUUGUGGAUUAUAUACAGUUGUUAGAGAAUAUUCAUUUCGUUUUUUUUUU